AUGGAUCUCGUCAACCACCUCAAUGACCGCCUUCUUUUCGCCGUGCCCAAGAAGGGCCGACUCCACCAAGCCUGUCUAGACCUGCUGAAGGGCUCCGACAUCCAGUUCCACCGCCACUCGAGGCUAGACAUUGCGCUGGUCAAGAACCUGCCCAUUGCGCUCGUUUUCCUGCCAGCGGCCGACAUCCCUACCUUCGUCGGCGAGGGCCGCGUUGACCUGGGCAUCACCGGCCGCGACCAGGUCGCCGAGCACGAAGCCAUCGCCCCGCCCACCGACACCACCGGCGUCGAGCAGGUGCUCGACCUCGACUUUGGCGGCUGCAAGCUGCAGGUCCAGGUGCCCGAGAAGGGCGACAUUUCCGACCCGAAGCAGCUGAUUGGCCGCAACGUUGUCACCAGCUUCACCAACCUCACCGAGCAAUACUUCAGGAAUCUGGAGGCAGAGCAGGAGGGCAAGGAAUUGAACGCAGGAGAGAAGCUCAAGACCAACAUCAAAUACGUCGGUGGUAGUGUGGAGGCAGCAUGCGCUCUAGGCGUUGCGGACGGCAUUGUUGAUCUCGUUGAGUCUGGCGAGACUAUGCGCGCUGCUGGUCUUAAGGCCAUCUCUACCGUCGUUGAGACCACCGCCAUUCUCGUCAAGUCCAAGAAGCCCUCCAACCCGAAACUUGUCGACUUAAUAGCUGCGCGUAUCCAGGGUGUCAUCACCGCUCAAAAAUACGUUCUCUGCACCUACAACAUCGAGCGCGGCCAACUUGUCGCUGCUCGCUCGGUCACUCCUGGCAAGCGCGCCCCCACCAUUACCUCGCUCGAAGACGACGGAUGGGUUGCCGUCCAGGCCAUGGUCGAACGCAAGAAGAUCGCGACCGUCAUGGACGAACUCACCAGCAUCGGCGCUUCCGAUAUCCUCGUUACCAAGAUUGAGAACUCGAGAACGUACUAA
Messenger RNA from Lasiodiplodia theobromae, 939 nucleotides. RefSeq names its product ATP phosphoribosyltransferase. The record is from RefSeq and is a predicted model, not a curated record. NCBI's taxonomy places the organism in Eukaryota, Fungi, Ascomycota, Dothideomycetes, Botryosphaeriales, Botryosphaeriaceae. The transcript has 5 exons. The coding region runs from base 1 to 939 and encodes 312 amino acids. Gene Ontology annotation, biological process: L-histidine biosynthetic process. Gene Ontology annotation, molecular function: magnesium ion binding; ATP phosphoribosyltransferase activity. Gene Ontology annotation, cellular component: cytoplasm.